Penicillium taxi is the source of this 1422-nucleotide messenger RNA. RefSeq names its product actin family protein. Gene Ontology annotation, cellular component: SWI/SNF complex; NuA4 histone acetyltransferase complex. NCBI's taxonomy places the organism in Eukaryota, Fungi, Ascomycota, Eurotiomycetes, Eurotiales, Aspergillaceae. The record is from RefSeq and is a predicted model, not a curated record. Gene Ontology annotation, biological process: regulation of transcription by RNA polymerase II. The transcript is spliced from 3 exons. Gene Ontology annotation, molecular function: chromatin binding. The coding region runs from base 1 to 1422 and encodes 473 amino acids.
AUGAAUUCUUCCAAUGCACCCCAAGCGGCUGAAUACGGUGGAGAUGAAGUUUCAGCUAUCGUUCUCGACCCAGGUUAUUCAACUACGCGCGCUGGCUUUGCUGGCGAAGACUUCCCAAAAUCCCUAAUUACAACAUACUACGGCAAGUACAACGCCGAUGGGCAAGAUAAAUUGAUCUUUGGAGAUGAUCUCUUCGUCGGGCCGCGCCCAGGUAUAUCCGUCCACAACCCGAUCGGCAAGGAUGGCAUUGUCGAGGAUUGGGACAUGGCAGAGAAGGUUUGGGAGUACUCUUUCACCUCGCGACUUACCGAUGCUGUGAAACCAGGCAAUCCCUUUCAAAAUGGACUGAAUGACGUCUCCAGUGAAGAGCUUCCUACGGAAAUGGACGUGGAAUCUGAUGAAAAACCUCUUCUUGCCGACAGCCCAUUGUUGAUGACGGAGCCUGGUUGGAACCCUGCCAAGGCACGAGAGAAGACCAUUGAAAUCGCCAUGGAGAAAUGGGGAAGCCCUGCCUUCUAUCUGGCACGGAGUGGUGUGCUUUCCGCAUUUGCUUCCGGUAAAGCCUCUGCCCUUGUCAUUGACAUUGGUGCCUCAAACAUUUCUAUCACCCCAGUUUUCGAUGGCUUGAUCCUCAAGCGUGGUGUGCAGCAUUCCCCACUCGGUGGUGAUUAUAUUUCGUCGCAGAUCCGCGCAUUGCUCAAGAGGAACUCCCCACAACCCAUUACCAUCACACCUCAUUACUUGAUCAGUUCAAAGACCGCUGUGGAAGCUGGCCAGCCACCCCAGGCCAAGUACAAAAAUUUAUCUGCCGAUAAGGCACCAGAUGCCUCGUACCGCGCUCUUCUUGAAGAGCGGACAUUGGCAGAAUUCAAGGAGUGCGUCGUGCAGGUCUGGCCUGGCCCGACCAAGCUUUCCGCCACCGGUCCCAACGGCGUUUUGAAUGAAGAUUUGGCUCGCACUUCUCCUCCUCGCCCGUUCGAGUUUCCCGAUGGCUAUAAUCAGGUUUUCGGCGCAGACCGUUUCCGAGCGGUAGAGUCCUUGUUCGAUGCAAAGGCUGCCAUCCCUGACCCUGAUUCACCCUUUCCAGCCCCGACCCAAGCUCAGACUAUUCCCGAGCUAGUGAAAGCAUCGCUCAGUGGUGUGGAUGUGGAUAUCCGUCCCCAUCUUCUGGCCAAUGUAGUCGUGACGGGCGGCUCCAGCCUCCUUUACGGCUUCACAGAGCGCCUGAACCAAGAAUUGGUGGCCCUUUUCCCGGGCCCAAGAGUCCGCAUUUCAGCUCCCGGUAACAUUACCGAGCGUCGUUUUGGGUCCUGGAUUGGUGGAAGUAUUCUGGCCAGUUUGGGUACCUUCCACCAGAUGUGGAUCUCCAAGAAGGAGUAUGACGAGCACGGCGCAAAUAUCGUCGAAAAGCGCUGCAAAUGA